AAUGAAUAAUAUUUUUUCCUCAACACUGAUCGUUUGCUCCUCAUUAUUUAUUUGUUUGUUGCGAAACGAGGAGCUUUAAUAAAUUCAAAAUAUAUGCAACAAGUGGAUUUUAAACCUACUGAUAACGUGGUGAUAUAAAACAAGAAAAAUAUGUGCAAUUGAAGUCUGAAAUUGUUUCGCAAACUUUUAUGUGUCAAAAUAAAGUCGUAAAUUUAACUUUUUUGCAGCAAUAGUGAAUAUUUCGCGGUCACAAUUACAAAGAAUUAUAAAUAUUAGGAAUUUAAAGUUAUUCACAUACGCUUGAAUUGUGUUGAUAUCUUGAAGUUGAUUGUUUUGUUAAUAAUUGCAUUAAAAGAAUUCAGAAGAGAACAACAAAAAAUAAAAGGAAAUGUGUAACUGUAGUGGGAAGGUUGUAAUUAUUUAAUUAUUCAUUUAAUCUACAUUCUUCAUCACUAAACAAAUAAAUAAAUUUACACAAUAAACAGUGAGAAAUAACAUCAUAAUGCUUUAUCUUCGUUAUGAGUCAAUGAAGUUUUCAACAUAACUGAUUUGCAUAAAUAAUCAAAAUUGUAAAAAAAGAUAAGACUUAAAUGUUAUAACGAAGAUAAAAGUAGAAAAUCAACGGAUAUGAGCUGGCUUCGAUCAAGUCCGCUGCGUCAGAGUAUUUCUCGUCGCACUCAAGACUUGUCAAGCUCCGCUACUGACAGCAAGGCAGUGAUUGAUUCAUUCGGAAAUCACUGGCAGCAGGUCCAUCAAAUCAUCGGUCGAUCCGAGACUCGUCAGACACAACGUGAUGAUGUGUCAGCGGUAGUAAAUCAUUUGGAUCAUAUGGUGACGUUAUUACUUGUCGAGUUACAAAAUAGCAAUAAAAUUGUGUUGCCAAAUGGUCAUCAACCGCCUGCACCUUGUCUGGAAUUUAUGCUAAGCGAGAAUCUUCUGGAUAAACUUUACGAGUGGAGUUUAUCGACAGGACAAUAUGCGAACACUGUUCGUCUUGAACAACUUAAACUUUUUGAGCUGCUCGUCAGCCACUCUCGGCACCAACUUCUCGUCCAUGAACCGUUCCUUCGACCAUUACUGAAGUUGUUGGCAUCGUGCCAAAAUGAAAUUUUCCCACACGAUGUCGGAAAACGUUUGGUGAUUUUAUUAAAUCAACUUUGUGUCGUGUUGAUGCAAAAUGUUCAUCUUUUGGAUUUAUUUUUCUGCUCAACUCAGCAACAUGGUCAACAAGUCAAUGGUGGAAAUCAAACGAAUUUUAUAAUCUUUUCACUGCUUAUUCCUUACGUUCAUUGUGAUGGAUCAAUUGGACAUCAAGCAAGAGAUGCGUUGCUGUUAUGCAUGUCGUUGUCGCAAAAAAACUCUAAUAUUGGAACGUACAUUGCCAAUCAUACAUCGAUGAGUCCUGUACUUGUGACGGGCCUUUGUGGUCUUUAUUCAUCACUACCGAACUCCAUUGAAAUCCAAUCAAUUGAUUGGUUCCGAAUAACAGCCGACGACGUCAAUGACAUGCCCGAAUUGACGCUUUUCAUGAACUCUCUUGAAUUUUGCAAUGCCGUCGUACAAGUGGCACACCCGCUGAUCCGUGAUCAACUACUCGACUUUCUCUACCAGGGAUUUCUCGUACCAGUUCUGGGACCAGCGCUUUUACAAAAACUUAAAGGAAGUCAUUUGCAGACUAAUGUGGAAUCGCAAAUAUCGGCGAUGGUUUAUUUAGAUUUGAUUUUGCGGUCGGUGACCGAUCCGGGAUUGCUUCCGAUUAUGAUUAAAUUUCUAAUGGAUGUUGAGAAGUUUGAUGAGCAACGAAUUAUCGAUGUGUUGAUUGAGAGAAUUAAUUCACCUGACUCAAGGCUAUGCAUGGUAACAUUGGCGCUUUUCGACACUCUUAUGAGUCUUCACAAUGAACAGUUGAUGACGGAUUUAAUCCUUAAAUACCUCAUGGGUGCACCUCAUAUACCAAUCGCACAAAAGCACAAAAUUAAUAAGAUUCAAGCGUAUGCGAAAACUGUCGACUAUUUUCUCGACUUGGCACCUGAAGUUAUGAAGAAUUCUAAUAAGAUAAUUGCUGAACAUAAUUCUAUGGAUUAUCAACAACCAGCGUCAAUGCCAGCGUCAACCUCAUCAUCUUCACAGACGAAUGUCAGCCGAACAAUCGGUGCUAAUUGGAAUCAUUACGGACUCCACAAUACCGGCGAAACAUUGUAUUCAAAUUACCAUGCUUAUCUUUACGAUGCACAUCAGAAGAUAAAACGAACGAAGCAAGCUUGCGAUCAGUGGUCUGAUAACUACUUUUACAAGCCACCAAUGAAAGAUAAACAAAGACAGCCUUCAAUAAGAUUGCCAAACGAACAAUUAGUACAAAUGAUUCGAAAUUUCUUUACAGAAUUUCAUAUUGAAACGUCCGAAGACCAUGGAAAUGCAACAUCUUCAGUUGCAUUAACAAAUACCACCAAUAGUGGUAAACAAUUCGAUAGUCUUCAGUCUAUUGGUGAAAGCAGCGGCUACGAAAGCAUGAAAUAUCGACCAGACGAAGACGAUGAAACAUCGAGCGAUAUUUCACAACAGAAAACAAACGAUAGUGGUUUCAGUACGAUGGUUAACAACAGUGGAAGUAACGUCACCAUCAUAAAGAAUCUUGAACCAUGGCGACAAUCACGUUAUAAAGAAGAUCAAACGAUUGAACUUGAGUUGAGCGAAGAAAUUUUUUCGCAAGGGACUGUAAGCUUAGGUCCCUUCUUAACAUCGAUUUGGAGCAAACUUCAAACAUAUACGAGUAAUUUGUUGUAUGUCAAUCUUCAUUUAACGGGAAUUAUUUCGCACAUUUCUCUUUAUCCACUUCCGUUGGUGCAUUCAAUUUUGUUACGUCCUGAUAUUCCAUCGACAAGUGACAUCCCGUCAUUUUAUCAAGUUCUUAAGAUUCUUAAACAACAAAUUGACGCUGAAUUGCCAAUGACAGAAGAAUCUUUAGAAAUGAUUGACAUGGGAAGAACUUUCUUGAUUGACCGUGAAUUUCGAUUGAUUAAUGCGAGGAAAAUUGCACUUGAAGCAUUAAAAGCAUCAAAUAAACUCGCAACAACUUCAUCGCAGCAAUUACAAUCAACUUAUGAACCAUUUAAACGCCAAGACGUGAAACGAAGAUCGGUUGGAAAUCCAAUUAUGAAUAUUUUUCGAAGACCUGCAGCAACUCCAGCUGCAUCACCAUCGUCAUCAACAUCGGCGACAAAUAGUCAAGCUCACUCAUCUGGUUUCGCACAAAUCUAUGGUUUUCUUGCCGGAAUCGCCAGUAAUAUUCAGCUAAGAGAUCAACCAAAUUCACUGGAACUUCAAUCAUCGUCGAAUGAUCCAAUCGGGAUAAGUGCAAGUUCUUACAUGAAUGAAAGACAUCGAGAUUUAGCAAUUUCCGCUGUUCUGAUGGACGAGUGGCUAAAAGAGAUGUCAGCGAUAUCACAGGAAAUGUCCAUUGUGCUACUGAACGAAAAUCUGAAGCGUUAAAAAAGAAAUUUCAUCACACCGUCAAUUUGAUAUUUUUUCACUAUUUUCCUUUGAUGAUCAUUUUUAAAAUGAAGCAAUUUUCUGUGCUGUUUGAAUUUUUAAUUUUUUUCUUUCUUGUUUGAUAGAUAACUGAAAAAUGUUAAAAAAGAAAUAAAGAAACAUAUUUUAUGAAUUAAACUUCCUUCUUCGUAUCGAACUUCAUU
Molecule: messenger RNA, 3692 nt
Organism: Clunio marinus
Lineage: Eukaryota; Metazoa; Arthropoda; Insecta; Diptera; Chironomidae
Source: the annotation of a GenBank genome assembly